AUGUUGCUAGCAGUUUUGACCAUAUGUGUCUUUCACGUGGCUUCCGGUCAGAAACCGGAUAUCGUGGAUGAGAUCAAAAAGGAUGUGAAGCCCGUCAACGCCAUAGGCUACCUCAACUGUACAGCGGUCCACCUAAAUCUAGGGGCAACGGUGCACUGGGCUAAGAUAAUAUACAAUGGAGACGAGAUGUCCACCGUAGACCUGAGUGAGGACGACAAGGUGGUCCUACAGAACAGCGCUGCCAUGGGUAAAAAAGAAGAUCUGGGUGAACCUAAAUACGGCGUCUUGGUGAAACAUGACAAGCUAAGGACGACCUUCAUCCUGCUGGUUCGUUAUCUCCUGGAGAAAGACGCGGGAGACUACAUGUGCUACAUCAAAAUACAAAACACGGACCAUUCUGAUUGGCCCAAGAAAAUCGGAACGAUUGUCGUGCAAGUGGCGCCUACCAUCAACAUCAUCGGUACAAGCGUCUACGAGGCAGUGAUUGGCGGGAAUUUGACGUUAUCUUGUUCAGCAUACGGCGUGCCAUCCCCAAACAUCACGUGGAAACGAGAGGAUGGAAAAGAACUGGCUAUGGGUGGAUUCCAGUACUGGGGGGCUACUCUUGUGCUAAGGGACAUAGCGAAAAAGGACCAGGGAAAUCACAUCUGUGUGGCGGACAACUCGGUCAGACCACCAGCUAGUUACACCGUCCAAAUAAAGGUCUUCUACGCCCCAACAUGUCGGGCCGUCCAAAACUCUGUCGGACAGGUUCAGAAUCGACGCUAUGACGCCAAACUCGAGUGUCUCGUCGAAGGUCAUCCUGAACCACACAUGUCCUGGAAACGAUACGAAAAUAAUGAACGAAUGAUUAUACACGAUGACAGCAACUUUGAGACGGAUAAGCUGUCGGGCACACAAAAUUAUCUGGAGGAAAUGUGGUAUACGCUACUGGUGAAAAACGUGCAGGCCAACGACUACGCCGACUACUGGUGCACCGCUGACAACAAGUACGGCUCGUGUGAGGCCAAGUUUACACUCUUCGAAACGGCAGAAUGUCAAGGACACAACUGUCCUUCCCUCAAAACAUCGGGAUCCAAUCAGAUCGUCGCUUACCUCCUGCCGUUGGUAUUUGCUGCAUGGUCUGUCCCUGCCAUUGGUUGGAUGCUAUUGUAAAGCUUCUUAAAAUGGAAAUAACAACGCUUAAGGAAUUGAAGAAAAGAAGCUUUUAAGGAAAGUCAAGUCAAGCGAAAAUUUGGCGGAAGUGUACCCACAAGUAUAAAUCAUAUCAUUUACUGCAACUCUCGAAUUCAUUACAUUAAACUUAAAACAUGCUAAUAUUCCCCUUAAUGACUAUCAAUAUAAAAGUAAGUUUAGAGGUGCAAAACCAUAGAUGUCUAGGCCGUUUUUACUGUAAUGACUCGAGCUAUUUUUUUCUUAUGAUUUUGUCAACAAUAUUCAAAUGUUGUUUUUCAAUAUUGUUUUUACUAUUUCGAAACGUUGCUUCUCGUUCCAUAGGCACAAAAACACGUAAAGUAUCAUGUCUUAAUGAGUGGGCAAAAAUAGAGGGUAUUUUAUGGUUUAUCGUUGAGUAUUAUUGAUCCAUACAUUUCAUGAUUUAGUUAGAGUACCAGUAUUUUCCUAAAAUAUAUGUAUAUACUGCUAUACGAGUGAAAUAUUUGUACUCACCGGAAAACAAUUUAAAUUAUUCUUUUUCUGACAUUUGAAGUUACUAAAACGACAAAAAUAUUACUGCAUCAGAAAAGGGGGAAAUAAUAGUGUAAACUUUGACACCAUAUUCAUGCACACCAUUUGGAAUAGGCUAGUAAACGCAAUUAUAUCGGCUUUAGAUUUGCUUAUAAAAUGUUACCAAUUGUGCAGCUAAUUAUAUAUCUUAGUGUUAGUAGCAAAGACAUACCCAAACGACCACAUACUCUAACGUCGCUACAACUGCAUCAAAAGCAACGGCUUUCAAUGCCGCGGAUAACGUUCCGUCCUGAUUGGUCAAUACCAAACGUAACACAUUCAAAUUGCGACAUACAACACCUUGGAUAGCUGUCACAGUGUAAAAGAUAUCGGUUUUUUUUUCAAGUUGUUACAGUCCAACAUCUUGCAAAAUGUAAUGAAUAAGUGUCUUAUUUUGCACAUUAGCUCAGGGAUCGUACGAAUUUAACUAUGAAAUUCAAGGCUUUUUAGGGCCUAUUGAGGGACUUUUUCAUAAAUAAGGAAUAAAAUGUCCGGCCUUUUAGAAAUGUUUGUAAAAAAAACCUGGAAGUGAAAUGUUGAUGUCUGUGAAGUCGUUAUAAAAAUACAAAACAGGCCUAAAACCUUAGGCUUGGCGGUAUCUGAAAAUCUGGAAACUAACUCGAAAAAAAAAUCAUUUUCUUAUUUCAUUAUAAUGAAGAAUAGCAAUACAGGACCACUAAAACUGUUAUACAAAAUAAAAGUUUAAUGAGCAUUUAGAAAAUUUCAUCGUUUAUUUUGAUCCUGUUUUGUUAUGUUCAGGGGCUAACAGGGCAUUUUUAUUAUUUUUGGGUUUUAUAGACCUGUACGAACCCAGUUAUCUGACGGUAGCGAUAAUUUGGAUUCCAAUGACAUACUUAUUUGUUUUCCGUUUUGAUAAUGAAUAGUGUUACCACUUGAUAUUUCUCAUAAGAAUGACAUUAACCUUACAGGUUUUUUCUCUGCCUCAAAUAGUUAUCUAAUGUCUCAUCAGAGCGAUCCUCAGUGAUUACCGUGGACCGACACAUAUAUCUGUAUAAUGGGAAGUAGUUCCAGUGUAUUGUGUUUGUUCCCUGUAUGAAACGUUACGCUGGAUAUCCGGAGGUGUUUACAGUGAGAAAGUCUCGCACAAGUUCAUCAUGUGGCAUUGCCUUGGAAUUUAAUGGUAUACAGUGAAAUAAAAUGUCACCAUUCUGUUUCUCAUGCGAUACUGACGAGGACAUCAGUGUUAUGAGGACUUCUGUAAGUCCAUGUCCCCCUCGGAGUUAUAUGUUUCUGUGGAUUGAUAAUGGAUGCGUGUUCCAAGGCGCUACGUAAGUAUCCUUUUAUCAUCAUUUUCGCAGGCGCGUAGCUGCCAUGAAAGCCAAUCAGCAGCUUCGUGUAAUUUAAAAUCCUUAAAUACAAUAUUUUGAAUUUAAUGGCUUUCGAGAACUUCCUGUGAUAUUUUGUAAUCCUGAGAAAUUCUGUCCAGCAAUAAUGUAUUCAGGAUUUGUACACUAUAUUUUCUAUUUUCAGGAAUUCUGAAACCAAUAAAAAUUUAUCUGACACAGAAAACAUACCAAACACUCAAGCAUUGCUCUCAUAAGCCACCAGAUAGUACCACAAUGGUUCUAGAUGUCAAAUCCCCUAACCCUGACGAUUAGACAGUAAACUUUACAUGUACAUAUGUACAUCAUUUAUAGUCCAGCUACGCGCCUGCGUCGUGAUACAUUUCUUAGAUAUUAUCUAUGUUUUUAGGAUACAUGAUUAUAACACGUUUACAAGAGUAACAUUGUUAAGAAUGAUUUUUCGUUUUGUUUUUAUUUCUCUGGAUGUCUCUAUGGUCGAGUUUGACAGUUAAUCAUCAUGCUUAUUUAUAUUGUUAAAGAUAUCCAAUGUCUGUCGAUGUAAUUAAGAUGUAUAUUUUGACCUAACUACAGUGAGAUAAUUGCGAUAUUACAAAUAGACUUAUAAAUGUAUGACUCAGCGACACUGUGUGUUAAUGGGAUCGUGGUUCUGAAAGCAAAAACUAUUUGUUUCUCAUUAUAUUUAACCAAUAGUUGCAAUGAAAUAUUUAUAUGUUUUUGUCAAUAUAUAUGUAUGGACUAGAUAAAUCCUUUUAGUUCUAUUCCUGCACUUAGCUGUCUUCAUUUGUUAAUGUCUCUUCCGUUGUGAAAAAAACCCCGGAACUUUCGUAAUUCUAGGUUUAUGCAAAAAAUAUCUGCUUUUGUACUUUUCAACCAAUUUAAAUUUUGAAAAAAUAACCUCCGUUUCAAUUCUUUAUUAUGGUUUUCAGCGAUAUAAUGGAAAAUCAGCUAAAACCUAGCUUUGUUAUAUUUUAUUACCAUGAUAUUGAAAUCAUAUUUAAAUAUUAAUUUUCGUUUGAACAAAGGCGCAUAAAUAUUUGGUAAUUCACGAUCAGCCAACGUCUCUAGUAGUCCCCGAUUUUUUGGUUUAACCCUUUUACCACCGUAGACCAUAAUGGACUCAUCCCAAUAAAUGCGUGGUAGAGUCCACUAAAUUUACCUAGGGGUGAAAGGGUUAAAUAACAGCAAAUAAAAUAAAGGGACUUACUGCGUCUCUAUUCUUAUCAUAAAUCGGACAUAAUAUGUAAACACAAAUUAAAAUCAUAACAAUUUUUUAAAAUUUAUAUCAGUAUAUCAUUUUAUUAAAAUGUAUUGGAAUGAUUUUCAUGUAUAAAAAAACGUAUGACUUGAAUUUGUUUACCACUAUAGAUCCUCAGAAAUCAUACAUAUGUACACAUGCAAUAUUUACAAUUUUUUGAAACAGUAGUUAUUUACAUUUAUGAUUCAGUAGGGAAUAUAUAUUUAUAACAAACACUAUUAUUAUGUAUACAUACCAAGCUUUUAUGACAUUGUGUCAUUGUGUAAUUAUGUGAAUCAUGAUUAAACAUCUAUUCCUAAGAUAUUUUCUACAAUAUGAAUUGAUUUGAUUAUUUGUAACAAUAGACAGUUCCUGGAUACAUAGGACGAUGUUAUUGAUAUAAAAAGAUAAAUUAAGGUAAAGGACACCACUGCAUUACAUAAAAAGGAAGAGUUUCACUCACAUGUUGUUUAACAUGGAGUUUCCUCCCUUCUAUAAAGAAGAGUUCCACUCACAUGUUGUUUUAACUUGGAGUUCCCUCCCUUCUAUAUAGAAGAUCAAGUAGCCAAAUUGUUUUUUUGAACUUCCCCUGUCAAGAUUUGUAUAUGCUUUGUUGUUGAUAAAUUGAGCACUAAUUUCCAUGCCAUCUUUUUUAUAAGUUGUCUAUGGCAACACAGUUAAAGUGAAGGCUUUAUAACGUAAAAGGCCAGAGCUCGACCCCAACUUUUUCUUUUGUUAUUUCGAAUUUCAAACUUUUAAAUUCGGAACACCUAAAAUUCUGUCAAAUGCAUGGCAACGUGAUUUGAAUGAAAUACAUCUUUUGAAAAAGUUAUAAACGGAUAUUUCAUAAUAAUGUCAGUACUAAUAGCCUAGUUAAACUUGCUGGUACCCUUUACCUUAACAGAUGGCGUACAAACAACCUGUAUAGAUGUUAGGUUGUGGACAUAAGACAUGCAGAUGUAUUAGAUAACAGGAGCCACCAGGCUUUUACCACAGCUGAUAUAAGACGAGGGAAACUGUGUUCAUGUUAAAAUGUUGGAACACACAUCAAUACCUGAAUUAAAAUUGUUCAUGUUGAAUAUCCGAAAAAAACUAUUGAUACCUAAAUACCUUUAGCAAACAAAAAAAUAAAAAAAGAUAUGGGAUGUGACUAUUCAACUAUUGCAAUACAUCACAAAACUUGUUUAUGAAGAAAUUACACACAAACACCUAAAGAAAAUAGACAGAAAAAA
Molecule: messenger RNA, 5516 nt
Organism: Mizuhopecten yessoensis (Yesso scallop)
Lineage: Eukaryota; Metazoa; Mollusca; Bivalvia; Pectinida; Pectinidae
Product: lachesin-like
Exons: 8
Coding region: 1-1155 (384 amino acids)
Cellular component (GO): neuron projection
Source: RefSeq, a predicted model, not a curated record